This is a messenger RNA of Mustela lutreola (European mink), 2509 nucleotides long. RefSeq names its product adenosine deaminase like (gene MAPDA). Gene Ontology annotation, molecular function: adenosine deaminase activity. Lineage: Eukaryota; Metazoa; Chordata; Mammalia; Carnivora; Mustelidae. The record is from RefSeq and is a predicted model, not a curated record. The transcript has 11 exons. Bases 989 to 2056 code for a protein of 355 amino acids. Gene Ontology annotation, biological process: adenosine catabolic process; inosine biosynthetic process.
GUGUGGGGACUGACAACCAGACCUUCUUGGACGACAGGGUCCGCAUUGAGUAAUCUGGUGGGGCAAAGUAGGGUUAGAACUACUGAGGUUGGUUGGUGGGCAGGAAGAAGAAGGGGUCGUCCUCAGAUGCUAACUACUAGUACUUAUUUAAUGCUUUCAUAGUUUAAAGAGAGAUCUCAUUUAAAUCUGAACUUUAGUCAUUGAGGCCAGGUGCAAAAUGAAAAAACUUUUACAGAGGUUCUGAUUCACCCCAUAAAUGUUUCCCCACAGAUAAAUACUGUUAUUCCCUUGUAUUGGGGCUCUGCAAAGCUGACAAUAAAUAAAACACUCAGCCUCUGUUUCUCGGUUAUAAAAUGGCAUUCCCCUCCACUUCAAAAAGUCUGUGAUUCUAGGGUAAUGUUGAAUAUAUCCACGGAAAAGGGAAAUCACAGAAGAGAGAUGAUUAUUCCCUCUGAUACCGUGUGAGUCUUGUCAGGGGUUUAAAAUAAUAAAGUUUCUUGAGUUCAGGGUCUGCAAGUCAUCACCCCUAGGGAACCGCUUCCAGAGAUAUUUAGAAGAUUUAUAAUUUAUUGAUUGGAAUCUGGUGACUGACUGCAGGGGCUGAGGUGGAGAAGGGAAUCAGGAUAACUCUAAGUAUGGUUACUUCGAAGCAGUCUAGCAGAAUAGUAAGAGCAAGAGUUUAGGAGUCCAGCCAGUUUGGAUUUGGAUACUGUACUCAGAGGUUUGAGUCAGGAUAAACUGAAAAGAUUUAGUGUUGAAGAGCUCUUAAUGACUUCAGGGAGAGCAGUUCCUGUGGAGCAGUAAGGGCAGAAUUCAUGUUUCACCUGAAUGGGAGGGGAAGCUGAGCCCAGAGCUACAUAUACAGGUUAUCGUAUCAAAACAUGUGGAUGUAACGCAAUCUGAAGGAAAUUCAAGACCACAAAACUUGCUGGCUGAAGCACAUUGUACCAGAAGAGUAUUUGGAGAAAGACCUUUCUGUGAAAUCAGGAUGGAAGCAGAAGAACACCAACAGCCACGGAAGACACCCUUUUACUCAGAAUUACCUAAAGUGGAACUUCAUGCCCACCUGAAUGGAUCCAUUAGUUCUAAUACCAUGAAGAAAUUGAUAGCCAAGAAGCCAGGUCUUAAAAUCGACAAUCAGAUGACUAUGAUUGACAAGGGAAAGAAAAGAACUUUAAAAGAAUGUUUCCAGAUGUUUCAAAUUAUUCAUCAGCUUACUACUAGCCCUGAAGAUAUUCUAAUGGUCACAAAAGAUGUCAUUAAAGAAUUUGCAGAUGAUGGUGUGAAGUACCUGGAACUAAGGAGCACACCCAGAGGAGAAAAUGCUACAGGAAUGACUAAAAAGACUUAUGUGGAAUCUGUACUUGAGGGUAUAAAACAGUCCAAACAAGAAAACAUUGACAUUGAUGUUAGGUAUUUGAUAGCAAUUGACAGAAGAGGUGGCCCUUCAGUAGCCAAGGAGACCGUUAAACUUGCGGAAGAGUUCUUCCUCUCUGCUGACAAUACAGUUCUUGGCCUUGAUCUCAGUGGAGACCCUACUGUAGGACAGGCAAAAGACUUCUUGGAACCACUUUUAGAAGCUAAAAAAGCAGGCCUGAAGUUGGCAUUGCAUCUUUCAGAGAUUCCAAACCAAAAACAAGAAACACAAGUACUUCUGGAUCUGCUUCCUGACAGAAUUGGGCAUGGGACAUUUCUCAACUCCUCUGAGGGAGGAUCCCUGGACCUGGUAGACUUCGUGAGGCAAUACCAGAUACCACUGGAACUCUGUUUGACCUCAAACAUCAAAAGUCAGACAGUUCCAUCUUAUGACCAGCAUCAUUUUGGAUUCUGGUACAGCAUCGCCCAUCCAUCUGUGAUCUGUACCGAUGAUAAGGGUGUUUUUGCAACACACCUUUCUCAAGAGUACCAACUAGCAGCUGAAACAUUUAAUUUGACCCAGUCUCAGGUGUGGGAUCUGUCUUACAAAUCCAUCGACUACAUCUUUGCUUCUGACAGCACCAGGUCUGAACUGAGGAGGAAGUGGAAUCAUCUGAAACCCAAAGUGUUACAUUUUUAAGCUGCAAUGAGGUGAACUACUUUUGAAUAUGUGUUGCAACCAAGAGCUUCCUGACAUCUCCCACAUAGUAAACUGUCCACCACUCCCUCUGAAGCACAGCAGCCAGGUACCACGGGCUCCAUCACCAGUAGCUUACUCAUGACUGGUCCCAUGGCUGGCAGGCUCUAAAGUCUUACAGAGCUUACCUCCAUGCUGCUUACUGGAAGGGACCUGAAGGUGGCAGCUAUCUAAACUCCCCACACAGCACCUUGGUGGCUCAGUGGGUCAAAGCCUCUACCUUUGGCUCAGGUCAUGAUCCCAGGGUCCUGGGAUCGAGCCCCACAUUGGGCUCUCUGCUUCCUGGGGAGCCUGCUUUCUCCUCUCUCUCUGCCUUCUUCUCUGCCUACUUAUGAUCUGUCUGUCAAAUAAAUAAAUAAAAAAUAAACUCCCUACUACACCAGAUAUUUGACCAAA